AUGUCGGCCCUAUUGGGAACGAACGCUGAGUGUUUGCAGUAUUCGAAGCAGGAUUUUCAGAUUUGCGUUACGGUGUACAAAGCGAGAAAUCUGGCCGUGCUCAAUACGAACACUUUCGUGAUGGUGUCCCUGAAUGGCAAAUACAAGCGAACCAGAACGGCUUACAAAACGCACUCUCCGUACUUCAACGAGUAUUUCAGUUUUACUUUUCGCAACACGAAGGAAACGUUGCUUGGCAAAUGUAUACAUUUUGGGUUACACUCCACGGGAAUGUGCACUGCGAUGAGCUCGUGCAUCGGCGAGUGUAGCAUUGAUCUGAGAACAACUUGGCAGCAAAACAAUCAUGGAUUUUUCAAAAAGUGGAUCCCCUUCGAACCAAUCGAAGCAGGCUCUUCGGCCAACGCGCAGAAUGGAUUUCUCAUGAUUGAUCUUUCCAUACUAGCCGCUUACGAAAAACCUCGCCCGGUCAUUUUCGAUGACACCGACUAUGAUACGAUCGAAAACAAUCUAUUGUUACCCCGAGAGACUCACGCAUUUCAACAACGAGUACAGUAUAAUUGCAGCAUAUUUCGUGGCGAAUUUGUGCAUAGUUCGUCGCUCAUGAUAAGGAUUUCUUAUGCUGGAGUCAAGGGACGCACAAAAACCAGCUCACAUGGAAAACGUUGCCAGUGGAACGAAAUGGUAUCAUUCGGUGGAAUGUUUCCGUCAGCUAAUGAAAAUAUGCUGAUUGAGCUGGUUACUGCCGACUGUUGCUAUACAACAGCGAAAGCAACGAAAAAUAUCCAUUUUGCAUCCAUUUCGAAACGAAUCGGUGGAAUUGAUCAGCUUCCGACGUUUGGACCUUCUUGGCUUUAUUUUUAUUCCGGGCCACAGGAUACACAAUAUGUGGGAAAGGUUUAUCUAGCGAUAACAACGAAUGUUGCGAGCCCCACCUCUGUUACAUCCCGUAAAGCAAAAACCACACCAAUCUAUGACGCUAUCAAGCCAUCUAAUUACUACGAAGAAGAAACAUUUCAUCUCUCGCUUUCCAUCUUAAACGUUCAACUUUUGCAAAACAUUAGUACACAAAACAUUAUGAUGUAUCUUAUAUGGGAAAGCGUGCGAUCGAAUGCUGUGAAGGUGAAGAUCAGCAAGUUUGCCAACGUGUGUGCGGCAGGCACACUAACACCCUUUGAUGCCCAAUUGACCGUUUCCUUGAAGACACCCGAUUAUAGACACAAAUACUUCCUCUCUGCUGCCAUAUCGAAAGUGCAGAAGGAAGUGAAGUUGCUUACGGAAAUGCUAAAGCUUCAAAAAUUGAAACCAAGUGCUGAAACAGGGUAUCAGUGGCCACAUGUUGCUGAGUAUUUAAAAGUUCUCGAGGCUACAUUCGGAAGUGCUGUGCAUGCUGUCAGCCAGAGCAGCUACAGAAAGCGCACUAAAUGGGACCAGUUGCAUAGAGACCAUGUCCAGGAGCAGCUGCUUUUGCUUAAAGAAAAGAUCAGCGAUUUGCAUGCUAAUGUGCUCAAAAAUGAUGAUAAUGAAUCAAUGCUGUUGGAUGAACUUGAAAAUAUUUUUGAAAAAUUAGAUUACCUUUCACAAAACGAACAAAAUCAAUUCCCAGACGUUUUGCUGCACAUUUCCCGUCCCAGCCAUUCGUCACCCGAUGCAAUUUAUCGUUUCAACGCUAUCGAUUACCUGGUCCCACAGGCGCUUACCUCCGGCAUUGCCAGCAGUCUAAGCGGUAAACGGUGCACAAUUCUCCCGAGAUCCCUUGCGUGUACCCAUUCGUGUCCGGGCCGUUGUGGUUGCAUUUAUGCAAAGUUGGACUGUAUAAUGACGAUUGAAGCUGAUGGAAUCGGCGGUCAAGCAGUGCAUUCGGCUGAUAAUCCAAUGGACGCCGGACUGUGUGAAGAGUCGCUAACAGAGGCAACAGAAGUUGGGUGUAAGAUUCAUGUACAGCAGGGCAGAUUGUUCACCACAUGCAAUGAAGCGUACCUGUCCGAUUUGAGGCUAACGAUCUUGUUCGAAAACUAUGAAGCGAACUUCUCGCCGAUUGGCAACAUGCUCACGCCUCAAUGGGAUGAAACGAUACAGAUGAGGAACGUACCGUUUGUUGCAACCAAAGACGAGACGAAUGGUGGCGUUCGCGAACAGACAUGCACCUUUAUGUUGGUUCUUCACACUAAUUCUCAACAAUCAGGACCUUUUGCUUUGGGUUGCGUGGAAUCGUCGUUCAUUCGCAACCAAUUAAUCGCUGUUGAUUACACUAUCGGUGGAAGUGACUUGAGUCUAAAUCCACUAAAUCACAUUUUAAGAUGGGUUCCUCUCUACAGUGACGGUGCUCUGGUGGCUGAGAUUCUUCUAUCAGCGAUCGUUACGGAGAUUCCUCAUGAUCUAAGGAGUCAAACUGACGAAGUCGAAUGUUUCUCUAAUAAGGGUAUACCACAGGAGAUUGCACCGCGACUUCGACCCUAUACAAUGCUGGUCCACUUCCAGGGACUUCGGCAAAUACAGCGAAAACCUUUUGAAUCGCUAAAACAAUUGCGCGCCGUGGUAACGAUUGGCGAUACGAGUGUGGUGAGCGGUCUGUCCGCUUACAUAAAUGGUUGUAGUUUGAAUUUUACGGGAGAAUGUGAAACCAUUUCACUGUAUCUGCCAUACGAAACGUACUAUUGGCCCUCAUUUAUUAUCAAACUGAUGGACUGCUCCAGUGCGAAGCAACAGAGAGUGAUUGGAAUAGCUGUCAUCACGAAUCCCAAGCAUUUUAUUCAACCCCUGACAUCAGCAUUCGUAAAGAAGCUUCCACGAGAUUCUACAACAAUCGAUAUGUCGAUGGUUGAAGAAUCCAGCGAGCUGGCGAAUGAUCGAUUUAGCAUUCUCUCAGUUUUACCAAACCAAAUCACCUCACUGAUCAAGUCACACACAAAUGAGGUCCAGCGCAGGACAACUGGUAACAGUCUUGGUCAACGGCGAAACUCAACCAACGCUAAUCACACUUGGUGGACAAAGUUCUACAAGAGUCUACAAGAACAGCGUGACGAAACAGUACCACCUGUGAUUAAGAUAUUCGAUAGAGAGCUCGAAAAUGUCAAUGCCUUUGGUGGAUUCAAAGAUUGGAGUCAGAGCUUUUCACUGCAUAAAGUCAAACGCUCCGCUCGUCCUGUAAAGCCUUCACCCGAUCUUUAUGCGAUCAUGAAGUGCAAGAUCUGCCUGAUGCCCACCGAUGGAACGACGGUAGCAUUCAAACCACCGAGACCUGUAGCAUCGGCUACGCCCACCAGUAUCGUGGUUGUGGUGUACGUGGUCCAAGCAUUGAACCUUACUUCGCGCGACAUCAUGUCCGACUCGGAUGCGUACAUCUUCCUCUCGUUCGGUGACCAUUGCGUCCGCGAUCGGGCUUACUACAUUCCCAACCAAGCGUCCCCGGUAUUUGGACGACGAUUCGAAUUGAAGGGAUCGCUUCCAAGAGAUCAAAUGCUAAAGCUCUCCAUCUACGAUCGCGAUUACGCCUCACCGGACGAUCUCAUCGGUAGUACGUACAUCGACAUCGAGGAUCGCCAUUACAGCCACCACCGGCCAGGUUUUGGACUGCCGAAGCAUUACUGUACCACCGGCAACAACCAGUGGCGCCACGAGCGAAAACCAUCACAAAUGCUGAAGCUCUUCCUUCGCGAAAACAAUCUUCCCCAGCCGGUCAUCGAGUGUGAUAGGAUUGUCGUCGGUUCGAGCGAGCUACGGGCCACCGAACUGGAUCCACAGGAGUCGCACGUGGAGCAACUGUGCCUGCUGGCACUGCGCAACCUAGAACGGAUUCCCGGUGCGCCCGCAUUGACACCGGAACACGUCGAAACGCGUUCCCUGUAUCAUCCGGCCCGGGGUGGGAUCGAACAGGGCAAAGUGCAGCUGUGGGUCGAGGUGUACGAACCGAGCGAACCGCAUCCAUGGCCCCUCGAUAUCACCCCGCAACCGCCCGCACCGUACGAGUUGCGGCUAAUCGUUUGGAACACGGCGGCCGUGGUGUUGGACGAGCGGAACAUCUUCGGCACCGAGAUGAGUGACAUUUACGUCAAGUGCUGGCUGCAAGAGUUGACGGAAGCCCAACGCACUGACGUUCAUUAUCGGUCGCUCACCGGAGAGGGCAACUUCAACUGGCGCAUGAUAUUUCCGUUUCGCUACUCGCCCGCCGACGGUACGAUGGUGAUCCGUCGGCGAAAGGCCUUGUACGAGCAAUUCGAUACCGAGCUGAAGUUUCCCCCAGUGCUGACGGUGCAAAUUUGGGAUAAUGAUUCCUUUUCGGCGGAUGACUUUCUCGGGACGCUCGAGCUGAACCUGGCCCGGUUACCGGUACCGGCCCGGACUGCCGAUCGGUGUCACGGGAAACGGCCGGAUGCUGGCGUCGCAGGCCUAUCAUUGCCAGGAUCUGCAAGGAACGACGGCAAUCGGGAGCGUUUCAUUAACCUCUUCGAUCGGGAGCAGCAGCGGCAGCGAGUGCGAGGAUGGUUCCCGAUGUACGGACACCACGGUCUGAGUCAACAAGCGAUGACCGGUGGUGACGAUGGCACGCGUAACGAUGGCAACACGCCACGUGGCAUCACACUGACGGGAAAAAUCGAGCUGGAACUGGAGUUGCUGAGCCAGCAGGAGGCCAACCAGCGUCCGUGCGGUGCCGGCCGGAAAGCGCCGCAACAGCUUCCCGAACCAGUACGGCCGGAAAUAUCGUUUCACUGGCUGCAGUACCCGGGGAAAACGUUCCAGAGGCUGCUGUGGCCACGGGCCCGAAAGAUGGCCCUCUACCUCUGUGCCAUCGUCGCGCUCGGUUUGCUGGUGUACGGGCUGCUGGUUAACCUGCCAACCCGGCUGCUCCAGUUGCCGUUUUCUGGUUCCUCCUCCUCAAGGACAUCGACGAUUGUGGUGAGCGACUCCAGGGUGUCUGCCAGGGUGUCGAGUCAGCAGCAGCAGCAGCAAGUGGAAGGUGUCCCGACUCGUUGA
Molecule: messenger RNA, 4971 nt
Organism: Anopheles aquasalis
Lineage: Eukaryota; Metazoa; Arthropoda; Insecta; Diptera; Culicidae
Gene: mfr
Product: ferlin family C2 domain-containing myoferlin misfire
Biological process (GO): plasma membrane organization
Source: RefSeq, a predicted model, not a curated record